CACAGUCGCCCUUAACAACAACAACAACAACAACCCAUCAACAACAUCGACGUGAGGUGCCGUCUCCUGUAUCAUGUCGCUGGCGUCUAAGGUGACACUGGGUGCAGCGUGCUGUACCACCCUGGGCAUCAUUGUUUAUGUUCACAUAAAGCAGAACAUUGACAGAGAGAGACUACACGAAGGUGUCAUCAGAGACGUGGAGCGUCAGCAACGACGCAAGACCGAGAACAUUUACCUCCUCCAGCAACAAGCUGACCUCACUAAACAACUGCGGAACGACCAAAAAAAGGCAGAGGAGAAAGGAUAGGGGUUCAGAAUAACAAAUAUUAACCACCAGGCUGUGGGGAGGCAUUGACCCCCUUCAUAGUGCAAUUUCUUUUGUAAAUGCAACUGAGAAAGUACAUUCAAAAUUGGAUAGCACAUGGAGAGGUCUUUAUUAGUGUAGUGUGCUAUUCAAUCUUGGAUGUGGUCUUUAAAAGAGUAUUCAUAACAAAGAUUGCUACUUAGAGGUGGUUUGUAGGAAAAAAAAAAGGACUGUAUUUGUUGUACAGGUUAUAUAAAUUUUUGAUUUUUG
Molecule: messenger RNA, 574 nt
Organism: Cherax quadricarinatus
Lineage: Eukaryota; Metazoa; Arthropoda; Malacostraca; Decapoda; Parastacidae
Product: protein PET117 homolog, mitochondrial
Biological process (GO): mitochondrial respiratory chain complex IV assembly
Cellular component (GO): mitochondrion
Source: RefSeq, a predicted model, not a curated record